GAACGAAGAAGACGCAAACCGGAACUUACGCCAAAUGUUGUCAUGGCGUCUCACAUGUAAAUGAACGAGCUUCAGAAAUUGAAUAAAACAUCUUAAUAGGAGAUUUGAAGGUAAAAAUAAUCUAACUGGCUGUCCAACUCCCAGGACCAAAACAUGAGCACUCAAUACAGCAUUCUUUUCAAGCAAGAACAUGCACACGAUGAUGCUAUCUGGACAGCAGCAUGGGGUAAAAGUGAAGCGGACGUGACAGAAACGAUUGUCACUGGUUCACUAGAUGAUAUGGUGAAAGUGUGGAAAUGGUCAGACGAGAAGCUGGAGCUGCAGUGGACUCUGGAGGGCCACCAGCUGGGUGUGGUGUCAGUGGACAUCAGUCACAACGGAGCCAUCGCUGCCUCCAGCUCCCUCGAUGCCCACAUCCGUCUCUGGGACCUGGAGUCAGGAAAACAGAUCAAGUCCAUGGACGCAGGGCCAGUCGAUGCGUGGUCGGUCGCCUUCUCCCCAGACUCUAAGUACAUUGCCACAGGAAGUCAUCUUGGCAAGGUCAACAUCUUUGGUGUGGAAAGCGGCAAGAAGGAAUAUUCUCUGGACACCCGAGGAAAAUUCAUCCUGAGUAUAGCUUACAGCCCUGAUGGAAAGUAUUUGGCCAGCGGAGCUAUCGAUGGAAUCAUCAAUAUCUUUGACAUCGCCACUGGAAAGCUGCUCCACACACUGGAAGGUCACGCCAUGCCCAUCAGAUCCCUCACUUUCUCCCCCGACUCACAGCUCCUGGUCACAGCAUCCGAUGACGGCUACAUCAAAAUAUAUGACGUGCAACAUGCCAACCUGGCCGGCACACUGAGUGGACAUGGAUCCUGGGUCCUUAAUGUCGCCUUCUCCCCGGAUAACACCCACUUUGUCUCGAGCUCAUCCGACAAGAGUGUGAAGGUUUGGGACGCCAGCUCCAGAGCGUGCAUCAACACUUUCUUCGACCAUCAAGACCAGGUGUGGAGUGUGAAAUACAACAGCACCGGCUCAAAGAUCAUCUCAGCUGGAGACGAUCGCGCCAUCCACAUCUAUGACUGCCCCAUGUGAUGGAUGACGUCCAGAACAGGCUGCAGGAGUGAGAGUCUUCAGAGCUGUUUACUCAAAUCAUGCAUUUGAAGUUGUUAAUUAGGGGAGGAAGGAGAUGAGCUGUACAUUUAAUGGAUGUUUUUUUUUUUUUUGCACUGGCCCACUGGUCAAAUAAAGGGGUUGCUUUUUUACUUUG
This is a messenger RNA of Acanthopagrus latus (yellowfin seabream), 1246 nucleotides long. It is a transcript of the gene skic8, whose product is annotated as WD repeat domain 61. Gene Ontology annotation, cellular component: Cdc73/Paf1 complex. Gene Ontology annotation, molecular function: protein binding. Lineage: Eukaryota; Metazoa; Chordata; Actinopteri; Spariformes; Sparidae. The record is from RefSeq and is a predicted model, not a curated record. The coding region runs from base 154 to 1071 and encodes 305 amino acids. The transcript is spliced from 11 exons.